This is a messenger RNA of Truncatella angustata, 501 nucleotides long. RefSeq lists its product as uncharacterized. Bases 1 to 501 code for a protein of 166 amino acids. The record is from RefSeq and is a predicted model, not a curated record. Lineage: Eukaryota; Fungi; Ascomycota; Sordariomycetes; Amphisphaeriales; Sporocadaceae. The transcript has a single exon.
AUGUCUCCCUCCAACAAGACCACCCACCGUGGGGCUGAGCAACCUACUGUUGCUUCCAAUCCCAGACAUGAAACUACCACUCUGCCCAACUUCACCUUCGGAUUCAGCAGCGCAUCCGCUUUCGACUUUCACAUACUCCCCAGCCCCACCCGACUACCUCCCGUCGUCAGGCGCGAAGACGCUACGAUAGGCACCCGGCCUGAACCUGCACUGCAGUGGGAGUCAGACCUGGAGUACUGCAUCGAGGCAGGGACGGUCGGCGAGCUGGACGCCGAGCGCGGAUGUGCUUGCCGCUCUUCCACUACUCCCCCCUCCCCUCCUCGUGUUCCAGCCCAUACUCUUUAUCCCCCUCCUUCUCCUCCUUGUGGUCUUACUCCUCCGUCUCCCCCGUCCAGUCCUCCUCACACCAAGAUAAAUGGUGCUACAUUCUCCCCCCCCCCUCUUCCUCUUCCUCCACUUCUCGCGGGAAGGCGGGCGUUGAUGGCGUCCCGAAAAUUCUAA